Morchella importuna is the source of this 1041-nucleotide messenger RNA. RefSeq lists its product as uncharacterized. Lineage: Eukaryota; Fungi; Ascomycota; Pezizomycetes; Pezizales; Morchellaceae. The transcript has a single exon. The coding region runs from base 1 to 1041 and encodes 346 amino acids. The record is from RefSeq and is a predicted model, not a curated record.
AUGUCGGCCCGCAGAAAUAGUCAGAAGUUAAAGCUACCCAACACCAAAGACUCUUCAUUACUUCAUAGACUUGCUGUUGGGGUGGUUUUGAAGCUAGGAAGCCCCAGUGUACGGGAUCCGCCUCCAGGGAAGGCGAAGAAACCGCCUAUCACACAUGUUCAUAUCCCCCUCUAUAAGGAAAAGGACCCUAACGCUAGAAAAGCGUUCCUAUGCACGGCCGUUGGGAAUGAUGGGGAAAAAGGGCCUACGUAUGUCGUUAGAACCAACGAAACUAAGCAGGAGAAGGUGGCCAGAUUAGGCAAAAGGUUAGAGAACGAGGGAAACAAGGAAAAGCAGAAGCUACUUAUCAAAAGGAUAGAGAAGGCAAAGAAGGCCCACACUGAUAGGAUGUCUCAUACACUCAAAGAUUAUACAUUCGCACCUUAUGAAUCAAGCUUUGAGCCAGGAACACCGGAGUGGAUAGAAGAGUUUGAGCAGUCGGUAAGGGCCGAACAGUCAAUAGCUGGAUCGGUAAGGGGAAACGGGAGUGUACAUACUCAGUUGCCAGAGGAGCCGGAACAUCGUGCAGAAGCAGCCUCUAGCUCUGGGCGCAGUGCAACAAGGCACUCUGCCCGCCAUGUAGCGGUGGACUCUAGCUCUGUACUCAGCGCAACAGGCCAGUCUGUACACCAUGCACAUGUUGACGAGCAUUUCGUGGAACAUGAGCCUUACGUAGAACAUCAAGAGGCCCCAGGGCCACCACAUCAGCCGAUCCACCAAGCUCAUGAGCCAGUAGAGCAUCAAGAGGGCCCAGAGCCGUCACAUGAACCGGUACACCAGGCUCAUGCGCCAGAAGUCCAUGAACAGGUCCGUGAUCGGAAGUUUGGACGUCAUCCAAAUUCAGAGACGAGCUCGGACGCCCGUAAUCGAUCUCGGACACUAGUACUAGUACGCCGCCCGCGCGGUCAACGGCCAGAUAUUAACUCAGACGACUCAGAUUCAGACGAAGAGGGCCCCUCAUUGCUCACUGACUCCGGAUCAACAUUAAUCUUUACUAUCUAA